This is a messenger RNA of Venturia canescens, 1633 nucleotides long. It is a transcript of the gene T3dh, whose product is annotated as Type III alcohol dehydrogenase. Gene Ontology annotation, cellular component: mitochondrion. The transcript has 6 exons. Lineage: Eukaryota; Metazoa; Arthropoda; Insecta; Hymenoptera; Ichneumonidae. The coding region runs from base 7 to 1554 and encodes 515 amino acids. The record is from RefSeq and is a predicted model, not a curated record. Gene Ontology annotation, molecular function: metal ion binding; alcohol dehydrogenase (NAD+) activity.
GAGUUUAUGAGAGUUUCAAGAGUUCGGGCUCGCACGAGUAAGCAGCCACGACGCGGUUCAUACAACUUUUAUUCUCCAAGUUCUUCAGACUCGCUCGGUUUAUCCUUUUUUUUAUUAAUUUUAAUUCAACAACUUUUUAAAUCCACUGCAAAAAAUAUGUUGCCACGACGACGUGCUCUCGACUUACUACAAGUAAUUUCCUCACAAUCCUGCCGAUGCCCGGCUCAUGGAAAUCCUGGAGCCUCGAACAGCACGACUACGACUUCGACUCCUUCGAAUGAAUAUGCAUUUGAGAUGGCUUGUUCCACGGUUCGCUACGGAAUUGGAGUAACUCGAGAGCUGGGCAUGGAUCUUCAGAAUAUGGGGGCAAAAAGAACUUGUCUCAUGACCGAUCCGCACCUAGCUACGAUUGCUCCUAUCAAAACUGCCAUCGACAGUCUCGUAAAAUACGGCGUUAAUUUCGAUGUUUACGACAGAGUCAGGGUCGAACCGACCGAAGCUAGUCUUCAGGAUUCCAUCGAAUUCGCGAAAAAAGGCAAUUACGACGCGUUUGUUGCAGUCGGAGGUGGUUCAGUGAUGGACACUUGCAAAGCAGCGAAUCUUUAUUCGUGCGAUCGAGAAGCCGACUUUCUUGACUACGUGAACGCACCUAUCGGCAAAGGGAAGCCGGUGCUGGUCGCUCUGAAGCCACUGAUCGCAGUACCAACGACUUCUGGCACCGGAUCCGAGACAACGGGCGUAUCGAUAUUCGAUUAUCGUCCUUUGAAAGCGAAAACCGGAAUAGCGAAUCGGGCUCUCAGGCCAACGCUGGGAAUCGUCGACCCCCUUCACACUCUCUCCUUGCCCGAAAGAGUUUGCGCCUAUUCGGGCUUCGACGUUCUCUGUCACGCCCUCGAGUCUUUCACGGCGAUAAACUACACGCAGAGAACUCCGUGCCCGACGAAUCCGAUCCUCAGACCCGCUUAUCAAGGCAGCAACCCCGUCAGCGACGUUUGGGCCAGAUACGCUCUUCAAGUUAUGAAAAAAUACUUCGAAAGAGCUGUCUACAAGAGCGACGACCUCGAAGCACGCAGUCACAUGCAUCUCGCCAGCACCAUGGCUGGAGUCGGCUUCGGCAAUGCCGGCGUCCAUCUUUGUCACGGUCUUUCGUAUCCUAUUAGUGGAAACGUUCGAAAAUUCCAACCCCAGGGCUACAGCGAGGACCAUCCGAUCGUGCCUCACGGUCUGUCGGUCGUGAUUUCGGCACCAGCUGUUUUCUCAUUCACCGGAGCCGCGUGUCCGGAAAGACAUCUCGAAGCUGCCGAACUUUUGGGCACCGAUAUUAGCAACGCCAAGAGAGAGGAUGCUGGCAAAAUUCUAGCUGACACGGUCAGGAAUUACAUGAGAAUAAUGAAAGUUGAGAACGGACUGUCGGAGCUCGGAUUCCAAAAGGCCGACAUUCCGACUCUCGUCAAGGGAACUUUGCCUCAACAUCGUAUCACCAAACUUGCUCCUCGGGAGCAGUCCGAGGAGGACCUGGCUCAACUCUUCGAGAAUUCAUUUUCAAUUUAUUAGAAAAAAAGGAAGUGAAUAUUUGUAAAUAAUGGACGACAGUUAUUCGAUCGAAAUAAAACGUUUAUUUUGUACAACCUCA